CUUGAUUUUUAUUUUGAGACUCAUUUGUUUAAUAAUUUGUGGGCGGGCUUAUUUAUAUUGCGAGACUCGGUGCGCAUCCAUCUUUCAAUUCUGUUAGCAUUUAAGCCAGUUAUUUUGUUGUUAUAUUCAUUCAUUUACAUAUAUUUUUUUACAAAAUUUUAAAGAAGUUGGGGUGAAUAGCUUUUUCUUACUUCAACAUGUGCAACCCAAGAUUUGUCCGUAAUAGUGGGCAGGUUCGUGCCCAAUGUUGGCGGCCUGAAGAUCCGAUUUCACAUAAUUACUUUUACAAUUUACCUUUGAGGAGGGUAAUAAACACUGUAGCUAUUUAUGAGAACAGUAGCUAUUUUUAA
This is a messenger RNA of Meloidogyne enterolobii, 350 nucleotides long. Lineage: Eukaryota; Metazoa; Nematoda; Chromadorea; Rhabditida; Meloidogynidae. The record is from the annotation of a GenBank genome assembly.